Molecule: messenger RNA, 785 nt
Organism: Telopea speciosissima
Lineage: Eukaryota; Viridiplantae; Streptophyta; Magnoliopsida; Proteales; Proteaceae
Product: photosystem II repair protein PSB27-H1, chloroplastic
Exons: 1
Coding region: 80-616 (178 amino acids)
Biological process (GO): photosystem II repair; photosystem II assembly
Cellular component (GO): photosystem II; chloroplast thylakoid lumen
Source: RefSeq, a predicted model, not a curated record
CUCCCCUCUGAACUAUUCCAUUUGGUUAUCUUUCUUUCUGAUAAUCAAUCUGCUCCUCAGUAGUAAAGAUUAAAGACUAAUGUCUUCUCCUACUCUCAUAACUCCCAGUAGCAAACCAAAAUUACUUGCAGGUUUCAGACCCAAAUCCACCUCCAUCACCACCACCACCACCACUACUAGCAUCACUUCCGAUGCCUCUACAUCGAUUCGGCAAAAGGGUCGGCGAGAAUUUAUCACCUUGAUAGCCGGAAUCCUCUCACCGGCAUUGAUUUUUCAGGUUUUGCCGGCCUCAGCAGCUUCGGAUGAAGAGUAUGUGAAGGAAGCAGAGGAGGUGAUCAACAAGGUUCGGAGCACCAUUAACAUAGAUAAAAAUGACCCAAAUGUAGCUGCUGCGGUUGCUGAGCUGCGAGAGACAUCAAAUUCAUGGGUAGCUAAGUACAGGAGAGAGAAAGCAUUGUUGGGUCGGGCUUCAUUCAGAGAUAUCUACUCUGCACUCAAUGCAGUCUCUGGGCAUUAUAUUAGUUUUGGACCUUCUGCUCCCAUUCCUGCUAAGCGCAAGGCAAGGAUCUUAGAAGAGAUGGAGUCUGCAGAGAAAUCCCUACUCAGAGGUAGAUAAAUUAAAAAAAAAAAGGGUUUUCAAUUCAUGGAGAGAACCCAAUUUUUUUUUUUCUUUUUCUUCUGAAAUCUCUCCUUUUUGCUACUAAUUCUUAUGUUUUCUAGAACUGAGAAUAUAAAAACCAUGUUCGAAUGUGAAUUACAGUUUCAGUGAGGACUAUGGAGAGAUC